AUCCCUACCUAUAAAUGGAUUGGCGUUCAAAAUAAAAUAUUACGAUCUCAAGUUUUCUUCCCGGCGAAUCAAUCAUCCUCAUCCUCCGGCUAAGAGCUUAGAAAUAAAUUCCCAUGUAAUCACACUCUUCUUGCAUAUCCAUUGCUUCCUCAAUCAAAAAGCUUCAUUCUGAUUCAAUAACCACAAACGAGGACGCGUGUGAUUCCCAAUGGUGACGAUGCACCGUCACUUAAGCAUGAGCUGCCGCGUGGUCGACAUGUCGAUCGAUUUCUGGAUAUUGCUUUUGCCAAAUGGACUCGAAUAUCGUUUGUCAGGGAUCGGAUAACCUCCACUGGCCGAUUGGCAACUCUAUCGGUAAUCGCGUUCUUCUAGGAAUUUGACUUUUGGGUAAAGCAAUCUGAAUCGAAAUCAAUGCUGUGGAGCUAGGGUUUAGGGGAAGGGAAGGAAGAGCUUUCCAUUUAAGUGCUUGUUUAAUGUCUAAAUCUAUAAACAGAAAGAGCUUGACUGAUUUUUGUUGAAAUACGAAGGAUGAAGUUUGAGAAUGAAUUCAAGAAACAAAUAGUGCCUGAAUGGGCGGACGCUUAUGUUGAUUACAAUGGCUUGAAAAGGUUAUUGCGUGAGGUUUCCUGCGAGAGACAGAUUAAGAAGUCAAGAGUACCAUUUAGGCGCUCAAAGAAGAAGCCAACAGUGAACGGAAAAUGCAGAGAGUUAACCUCUCAGCCAAGAAAAUGCCAAAUCGUUAAGGAUAUUGAGAAUCAAGUUGGAGUUGUUGACAGAUCACUGCAAAAUGACCACCUUCAACUCUCCAAGUCUUGUUCUCACGGGAAGUUUCAAGAAAUUUCAGAGAUUGAGAUGGCUUUCCUUAGAAAAUUUGAUGAAGAACUCAUCAAGGUCAAUUCCUUCUAUAAGGAGAAUGUAGAGGCUGUAACUGAAGAGGCAAGUGUUUUAAGUAAACAAAGGAAGACUCUGGUUGCAUUGCGAAGGAAGAUGGAGAUCACCCCUCUGAAUGAAAGACACGAUUCUCAUAAUGAAGUUUCUACAAUCCCCUUAAGCUCCACUUUUCAAACGCCUUGUCCUUCAGGAAGCGUGCACUUGGAUUCAGCAGUUGAAACGGAUGCCAACUAUCGGCAUGAACAAAAAGAGUCUCAUUGGGGUUCAGAAUUGGAUGAAGUUCACACAGAAGUAAGUAGCAAUAAACAUGUAGACGAAGUCACGACGAUGGAAAACAGCCAAGAUUCCCAAGAAAUUCUUAAGCAUGUGAAAGUCGUCGAUGUGUUCAACUCCCGUAAAUCUACAUCGAAAGAUAUUUGCAAGAGUUCUAAGGAUGAUGACUUGGAUGUCGAUCAAGAUGACCGAAGUAAGAUUGAAGAACAGUUGAAAAAAGCAUUUGCGGAAUUUUACCAGAAGCUUCAUUCGUUGAAGCAAUAUAGUUUUAUGAACCUGUCAGCAUUUGCGAGAAUCAUGAAUAAGUAUGAGAAGAUUUCAUCAAAGGCAGCGGCCAAGUCAUACAUGGAAACUGUGGAUAAUUCGUACCUUGGAAGUUCAGAUGAGGUUGCCGAUCUCAUGAAGAUGGUGGAAAUUACCUUCAUCAAGGACUUUUCAAACUCAAAUUAUGCAGAAGCCAUGAAGCAUUUGAGGCCAAAAACCAAAAGAGAAAAACACAGCGUGACAUUUUCUUCAGGCUUCCUAUCUGGUUGCACGGUAGCACUAUUUGUGGCAACUGUUCUGAAAAUAGCAUCUCAAAAAUUGAUGGAGAGGGAGGAAGGCACUCAUUACAUGGAAAAUAUAUUUCCACUUUACAGUUUGUUUGGCUUUGUUGUCCUACACAUGCUCAUGUACGCAACAGACUUGUACUUCUGGAGACGUUGUCGAGUUAACUAUCCAUUUAUCUUUGGUUUCAAGAGAGGAACUGCAUUGGGUUGGCAAGAAGUUUUCCUGCUCAGUACUGGUUUUGCAGUACUUGCAUCUGCCAGUUUCCUGGCAAACUUAUACUUGGACAGAGACCCUAGCACCCAGAAGUAUAGAACAGAAGCUGAGAAGGUUCCUUUAGGCACAACAGCACUUAUUCUUCUCAUCACCUUUUGCCCAUUCAACAUUCUAUACAAGUCAAGUCGCUUUUUCUUCAUUCGCUGUCUCCUACGCUGUAUAUCUGCUCCUCUGUGCAAGGUUAAGUUUCCAGAUUAUUUUUUGGCAGAUCAGCUUACUAGUCAGGUACAAGCUUCACGAUGUAUUGUGCUGUAUAUUUGCUACUAUGGUUUAGGAGAAUACUCAAGGAAGCAAAACAAGUGCCACACGCGUGGUGUCUACAAUACUCUCUCCUUCAUUAUUGCUGUCAUACCAUUUUGGCUGCGAUUCUUACAAUGCAUGCGACGACUGCUUGAGGAAAAAGAUUGGAUGCAUGGCUACAAUGCUCUUAAAUACCUCUCUACAAUUGUUGCGGUCCUCGUUAGAACAGCUUGUGAAUUAAGAAAGGGAGCUACCUGGAUGGUGUUAGCCUUGAUUAGUUCCGUGGUUGCUGUGUUGGUGAAUACAUACUGGGAUAUUGUUGUCGACUGGGGACUUCUGCGGAAACACUCAAAGAAUAAGUACUUGAGAGACCGGCUUUUAGUAUCCAACAAGUCCGUCUAUUUUGCAGCGAUGAUAUUAAAUAUUCUUUUGAGGAUUGCUUGGAUCCAGUUGGUUUUAGCAUUCAACUUGCGUUCAUUUCAAAAGGUUGCUGCGACUGUAUUGAUAUCUUGCUUGGAAAUCAUUCGCCGCGGUCUUUGGAACUUCUUCAGUUUGGAGAAUGAGCAUCUGAACAACGUUAACAAGUAUAGAUCGUUUAAGUCGGUUCCACUUCCAUUCAGCUACUCCGAUGACGAUGAUGAGAAGGAUAAUUGAACAAAGAAAAUCACGUCAGAGGAAAGAAAAUUGAAGCUUGUAGACCGACUUCAUCUGCUGUAGCGUACUUCUCAACCUGGAGCACAACAAAGCCUCUGUAUUAUAACUGAAGUUGGAGACUUCAUUACAUUUCGUCUUUUCCUUUAACAAAGGGCAGUUGAGUUUUCUUAAAAAUUAGAAGGAACCUACCAGAAGAAUGUGGGAAUUAUAUCUUUUUUCCUUUGAGUUUAUGUGAGACACAAGAGUUAAUCAAUUUGUAUUGCCAUGUAUACGACAGUUACGAAGUUUUUGCAAGGAGAUCAGUGGAUAUUAUACAAAUUUGUUGUGGAA
This is a messenger RNA of Cucumis melo (muskmelon), 3210 nucleotides long. Its product is annotated as phosphate transporter PHO1 homolog 10. The transcript is spliced from 13 exons. The record is from RefSeq and is a predicted model, not a curated record. Gene Ontology annotation, biological process: phosphate ion transport; cellular response to phosphate starvation. Bases 529 to 2880 code for a protein of 783 amino acids. NCBI's taxonomy places the organism in Eukaryota, Viridiplantae, Streptophyta, Magnoliopsida, Cucurbitales, Cucurbitaceae. Gene Ontology annotation, cellular component: Golgi apparatus; cytoplasm; trans-Golgi network. Gene Ontology annotation, molecular function: inositol hexakisphosphate binding.